Messenger RNA from Lampris incognitus (smalleye Pacific opah), 1455 nucleotides. RefSeq names its product BTB (POZ) domain containing 17b (gene btbd17b). The coding region runs from base 1 to 1455 and encodes 484 amino acids. Lineage: Eukaryota; Metazoa; Chordata; Actinopteri; Lampriformes; Lampridae. The record is from RefSeq and is a predicted model, not a curated record. Gene Ontology annotation, molecular function: protein binding. The transcript is spliced from 3 exons.
AUGGCACGCUUGUGUGAACGAGGAAUCUUCAGCGGGGUCUAUGUGGGCGCCCUGCUCCUGUCACUUUACUUCCAGUCUGCCACAGUUGGAGGAGCUGCCCUGAAGCAGGAGGUGGCCUUGGAGAAUGGCGCCACGGUGCUGAACCACUCCAUGACUUUGGUGCAGCGAAUGGAGUCCCUGCUGAACAUGGGAAAUGGGAGUGACGUGACUCUGCGGGUGCAGACGGUCAACACGGACGAGGUGAAGGUGAUCCAAGCCCACAGCCUGGUACUGACCCUGCAGAGUGACAUGUUCGAGGAGCUGCUGCUCACCCGCAACACCAGCACUCUGGUCCUGAUGGAGACCCCUGACUGCUCUGCAGUCUUCGACAAAUUUAUCAGGUAUCUGUACUGUGGGGAAAUUUCAGUGCGGCUAGAUCAGGCCAUUCCCUUGCAUAAACUGGCCAGCAAGUACCACGUGUGGAGCUUGCAGCAGGGUGUGACCCAAUAUAUGACCCAGCAUCUGUCCAGCGAGUCUCCCUCAGGCCACGUGGUGGGCUGGUACCAGUACUCCAUGCAAAUUGGGGACUUUGCCCUGCGGGACAGCUGUCUGCAGUACCUGUCCUGGAAUCUCUCCUCCGUGCUGCAGAGCGGAGAAUGGGGCUCCAUCAGCGAGGACCUGCUCCUGUCCCUGCUCCAGCGCUCCGACCUCAUUUUGCAGAGCGAGCUCGAGCUCUACGAAGCCCUGGAGGCCUGGAUCAGCCAGAACCAGCCUGGCAGCCCCACGGUCGAGAGAGCCCUGAAGGCCGUGCGAUACGGCAUGAUCCCCCCUCAGCACCUCUUCCGUCUGCAGAAGCAGUCCCCUCUCAUGCUGAAGUAUUACGAGUCUAUUCGUGACCUUCUUUACCUGGCCUUCCAGUUCCACUCCGCCUCGCCCGUCCAGCUGGCCAAGUACUUUGACGUCAACUGCAGUAUCUUCACCCCCCGUAACUACCUGUCGUCCUCCUGGGGCUCCCCCUGGGUCAUCAACAACCCCACCCGGGAUGACCGCAGCUUCAGCUUCCAGACCCAGCUGGGGCCCAGCGGCCACGACUCCAGUAAAAGGGUGACCUGGAAUGCCCUCUUCUCCCCUCGCUGGCUCCCACUCAGCAUAAGGUCCACCUACACAGAGCUAGGUGCCAUGCAGCCCACCCGCACGGACGGAGGUCGCCCCCGCAUCAUAGUCACCCCCGCCACAUCUAGCCCGGACUUUGCCGGAGUGAGCUUCCAGAAGACGGUGAUAGUGAUGGCCAGACAGCAGGGAAAAGUGGUGGUCCGCCACGUCUACAACUUCCACCAAAGCACAGAGGAGGCCGGGGAUUUCCUGGUGGAUGCCGACCUCCAGCGUCGGGCCUCGGAGUACCUGAUUGACAGCUCCCUCUAUCUGCACAUCGUAGUAAAACCCCUCUACCAUACCCUCAUUGUUGCUCGAAAGUGA